CCCAUCGCCCUUGCUCUGUUUCCCUCUUCUCCUCCGCACAACCAUUCUUCUUCCUCCUCGGCUGCUUCUUCUUCUUCUUCUUCUUCUUCAUUAUCUGCUGCUCCUUUUCAUCACUCUCUCUCUCUCUCUCUGCAUCUCUGUCUCUCUAUUUUCGCGCUCUUUGUUUCUCGAACAAAAAAAAAAUCAAAGAAAAAUGUCGAUCGAUGCUGCCAUUGCUAUUGUAUGGGAUGUCUUGAAGAUGGGGUUUGCUCCCAUCAAGCGUGGAUUCGGAUACGUCAUGUCCUCCCAGAGCUACGCCAACAAUCUUCAGCAGGAGGUCCGGAAUCUGGAGUACGAAGCUCAGAGGGUCCGCAGUGCCGAGGGAGUGGCCAGAGCCAAUCUUCAGAAUAUCCACGAAUGGGUCCCAAAUUUUCUGGCAAGUGCUGAGGAGGCCUCGACGGAGGCGAGAGACCUGUUGGACAUAUUCGAAGGGGCGAGCAAGACUUGCUGCCGCGGGACUAUUCCCGACCCCAAUUGUCGCUAUCAAUUCAGCAGGAAGGCCAAGAGCAAGACUGAUGACAUUCAGAAGCUCAUUCUAGAAAACAAAGACAAGGAGAUCUCCUUCGGCGAUCCUGCUCCGGAUAACAUCUCCUUCAGCGGUCCUGCCAGGAGAGAAGGCAAUGAUGCGACGGCCUCCGUUUUAUCUGCCUCGAUGUCCGUUAAGCUUGGGGACCCUGGCGUCUUCGAAUCCAGAGCUUCGAUGAUACGGAACAUCAUGGACGCUCUUGCUGGUAACAGCAUGAGCGUGUUCGGGGUUCACGGGAUGGGCGGGGUCGGCAAGUCCACCCUUUUGGAGGAUGCUGAGAAGAGAAUAAGGGCACAAAAUUCGUUCGAUUGGGUCGCUAGGGCCGACGUGUCGGAAAAUCCAGACAUCAAGAGGAUUCAAGGAGAGAUUGCGCACUGGUUGCGCCUUACUGACUUAGAGAAGCAAGACAAUGUCAGCUUGCGAGCGACCCUUCUGCGCGAGAGGUUGGAAAAGGAUGAGAGGGAGAAAAAGAAGGUGCUCAUAAUACUGGACAACCUCUGGGAGAAGCUGGACUUGAAAUUAGUCGGCAUUCCUUGCGGACAUAACAACAAAGCCAUAGGAUGCAAGUUGUUGUUGACGUCAAGAUAUGAACGUGUUUUGCGAAGGGAAAUGCGCUGUGACAGUGCCUUCCGCCUUGGUGUGGUGGAGGAGGAAGAGGCAGAAAGAUUGUUUGAGACGAUGGUGGGAGGCAAAGUUGAAAUUGAGUUGGAACCCUUGGUGAAGGAAGCACUCGGCAUCUGUGCAGGCUUGCCUUUCCUAAUUGUUGCAAUAUCAAAGCUUUUUAUAGGCACUACUUACCCUGCAUGUAAGUGUGCUUUGACACAAAUCUGGAGCAAAGAUACCGGUGAGACAGGUGAGUUGAUAAACAAGACUCUGCAAAUUAGUUAUGAUCGUAUAAAAUCAGAGGAGGCGAAGUCAUUGUUACAACUCAUUGCUGUUUAUGGUGUCUCUAAGCCCUCUCUUGAAAAUUUGUUGAGAUAUGGCUUUGGUUUGGGGUUAUUUGAAGAAGAAAGUAGCAUGGAAGAUGCUAGAAAUAUGUUGAGCUUACUGAUCGAAGAUCUUCAAGACUCCUCCCUAUUGUUACACAGCGAAGAAGGUGAUGGUUUCAAGAUACAUGACUUGGUCCGUGAGUUUGUUGCCUUGAUCAUUUCAAAAGAUCGCCCUCUUCUUGUGCUGAAAAACGAGUCUCUUGCAAAGUUGUCCCAGGACAAGCUCCAAAGUUGCAGGGCGAUAUGCUUUCCCUAUGUUGACAUGAAAAAGCUUCCCGAAGAAUUAGUUUGUCCGGAAUUGCGCAUCUUUUUGGUGUUCGCAAACUAUAGAUCUCUUGAAAUCCCAAAUUCAUAUUUCAACUUUAUGAGAAAACUUGAGGUCUUAAAUCUCACUGGGAUACGUCUCAAUUGUCUGCCUUCGCCGUUUCAAUUCUUGAAGAAGUUACAUGCUCUCUGUCUUGACGGUUGUUCGAUAGAUAAUGUGGCAAGUCUUGGUGAGCUAAAAGGCCUCCAAAUUCUCAGCCUUCAAAACUCCAAUAUUCAGCAAUUGCCGAAGGAAAUUGGGCAACUGGUAGAGCUCAGAUUGUUAGACUUAAAUGGUUGUUCACAACUUCGAAAAAUUGAACCGGGUGUGCUUGGAAGCUUGAUCAAAUUGGAGGAGUUGUACAUGGAGAAUAGCUUUGAUCAAUGGAAUGCCGUGGAGCAAACUCCACCAACUAAUGCGAGUCUAAGUGAGUUGAAUGACAUGAAGAAUCUCCACACUCUCCAUGUGUCCAUUCCCAAUCCGAGUGUGCUCCCAGGGGACCUAAAUGUUAAGAACUUGACCAAGUACGAAAUUAAAAUAGGUCACUUGAGGCCUUUCUUGUCAAGUUACGAACUAUUAAGGACGUUGGAGCUCCAAUGGGGGUUAAGUUACAAACGAUCAAGCACAUUGGUGCUCGUAUUGGGUCCAACAAGCGAUGUUCUUCAGAAAGGAUACAUACGAAGUAUCUUGGGCAAAGCUGACAGGCUGUUUUUGGUAGGAAUGCACGGAAAUGACCAAAGUAUUUGCGCGUUAUCCCAAGUAGGUUUUCCAAAAUUAAAGUAUCUACAGGUCAUGAACAGUCCCUCCGUCCGUUACAUCCUCCAAUCGCCAUCCCAUACAGAUUUUAAGACGUUGGAGUCAUUGCUUCUCAAGAAUCUCAUCAAUUUGGAGAAGAUAUGCUGCAGCCGUACCUUGUACUCCAAGUCCUUCAGCACAUUAAAAGUAGUACGAGUUGAAGAUUGCAACAAGAUGGAAGUUCUAUUUCCUCGUUCAGUGAUGAGAGAACUUCCACAGCUAGAAGAGCUCCAAGCCGUCAAUUGCAAGUUAAUGAGGGGGAUUGUAGAGGCUGAUGAUGAUCGUGGCAAAUUUGAGUUGCCUAAGUUGCGUGUAUUGGAAUUGCGUGCCUUGCCAAAUGCCAAGAAUUUUAUCACCGCUGGGUCGUCUCCCUCGAGUAGUACAUCAGACGACCAAGUUGGCACUCAAAUUGCUUUCUUCAAUGGACAACAGGUUGCCUUUCCAAGUUUGGAGACAUUAGAAGUCUAUGGCUUGGACAAUCUCGGGUUUAUGUUUUCCCCAUCCAUGGUUAAAUCUCUUGCACAACUGAGAAAACUAAAGAUACGCGAUUGCAAGAAGAUGGAGGCGAUCAUUACGGAGGAAGAAGGAUUGGGAGUAGAAAUAUUAGAAACUCUGUCAUUUCCAAUGUUAACCGAUUUAUCCUUGACAAGGUUGGAAAGUCUUACGUGCUUCUCUCGCGAAAAAUGUUCAGAAGAAGGUCGGAGUCGGGAUUGUGCCCAAUCACGCUCCAGUGUGCUUUUCAAUCGAGAGGUUUCAUUUCCAUUCUUGGACUCAUUGAGAAUAGAAGAACUUCCCAAUUUAAAAGAGAUAUGGAGCGAUGAAUCUCCACUAGAGUCAAGCAAUCUCCGAUCUCUCAAAGUGGUGCAGUGCGAAUCUCUCUCAAAGGUUAUCAGCUCCAGAUCGUUGGCAAAGCUACACAAGCUGGAAACUUUAAGUAUCAAUGAUUGCAGUUUGGUGCAAGAAAUUUUUAACCUUGAAGGACCAAGCGCCAAUGGAGAUGUUGAGACUUUGUCAGAGUUAACCACCUUGGAAUUAAAUAAGUUGGGGAGCUUGAGGCGCAUAUGGAACGAGAAUCCUAGUGGAAUAGUGAGUUUCCAUAAAUUAAAGGAGUUUAAGUUGGAUGGCUAUGACAACCUCGAGUUUAUAUUUUUUCCAUCCAUGGUGAAAUCUCUCCCACAACUGAAAGCUCUAACAGUAUCAAAUUGCAAGAAGAUGGAGACAAUCAUCGCGGAGGAAGAAGGGCUGGGAAUGGAAAUAUCAAAAACUUUGGCAUUCUCAAUGUUAACCAAUUUACGCUUAGAUCGUUUGAAAAGUUUGAAGUGCUUCUCUCGCAGAAAGUGUAAGAUUGAUUUUUUCUUUUUAUCACUAAAGAUUUUCGUGUAG
Rhodamnia argentea is the source of this 4036-nucleotide messenger RNA. RefSeq names its product probable disease resistance protein At4g27220. The transcript has 8 exons. NCBI's taxonomy places the organism in Eukaryota, Viridiplantae, Streptophyta, Magnoliopsida, Myrtales, Myrtaceae. The coding region runs from base 194 to 4036 and encodes 1280 amino acids. The record is from RefSeq and is a predicted model, not a curated record. Gene Ontology annotation, molecular function: ADP binding.